GAUAAGCUCACCUCCUCCUACUUUGUCUGUGGCAUUUAUUUACCGAUUUGUUUGCAAUUUGUUGUUAAGUUAAGGAAAAACUAGGAAACACACAUUAAAAGUCGGACAUGGAGCGGCCACAGAAGAUGCCCAAGGUGGCCAAGGUGAAGAACAAGGCGCCGGCCGAGGUGCAAAUUACGGCGGAGCAGCUGCUGCGCGAAGCCAAGGAGCGUGACCUGGAGAUCCUGCCACCACCGCCCAAACAGAAGAUCUCCGAUCCAGCCGAAUUGGCCGACUACCAGCAGCGGAAGCGCAAGACAUUCGAGGACAAUCUCCGCAAGAACCGCAUGGUGGUCAGCCACUGGAUCAAGUACGCGCAAUGGGAGGAGCAGCAGCAGGAGAUACAGCGUGCCCGCUCCAUCUGGGAGCGUGCGCUGGACAACGAGCACCGCAACGUGACCAUCUGGCUGAAGUACGCCGAAAUGGAGAUGAAAAACAAACAGGUGAACCACGCCCGCAAUCUGUGGGACAGGGCCGUGACCAUAAUGCCGCGCGUGAAUCAGUUCUGGUACAAGUACACCUACAUGGAGGAGAUGCUGGAGAAUGUGGCUGGUGCGCGGCAGGUCUUCGAGCGCUGGAUGGAGUGGCAGCCCGAGGAGCAGGCCUGGCAGACCUACGUCAACUUUGAGCUGCGCUACAAGGAGAUUGACCGGGCGCGCGAGGUCUACGAGCGGUUUGUCUACGUGCAUCCGGAUGUCAAGAACUGGAUCAAGUUUGCCCGCUUCGAGGAGUCGCACGGCUUCAUCCAUGGAGCGCGUCGCGUGUUCGAGCGGGCCGUGGAGUUCUUUGGCGACGAGUACAUCGAGGAGCGGCUCUUCAUCGCCUUUGCGCGCUUCGAGGAGGGCCAGAAGGAGCACGAUCGCGCGCGCAUCAUCUACAAGUACGCGCUCGACCAUCUGCCCAAGGAGCGCACCAAGGAGCUCUUCAAGGCCUACACGAUACACGAGAAGAAGUACGGCGAUCGCGACGGCAUCGAGGACGUCAUCGUGUCCAAGCGGAAGUACCAGUACGAGCAGGAAGUGGCCGCCAAUCCCACCAACUACGAUGCGUGGUUCGACUACCUGCGCCUCAUCGAGGCCGAUGGCGAGAAGGACCUCAUUCGGGACACCUACGAGCGGGCCAUUGCCAAUGUGCCGCCAGCCAACGAGAAGAACUAUUGGCGCCGCUACAUCUACCUCUGGAUCAAUUAUGCCCUCUACGAGGAGCUCGAGGCGGAGGACAUUGAGCGGACGCGACAAAUCUACAAGACCUGCCUCGACCUCAUGCCCCACAAGCAGUUCACAUUCAGCAAGGUCUGGCUGCUGUACGCCCAGUUCGAGAUCCGCUGCAAGGAGCUGCAGCGGGCACGCAAGACGCUCGGCUUCGCCAUCGGCAUGUGUCCGCGGGACAAGCUGUUUCGCGGCUACAUCGACCUGGAGAUCCAACUGCGUGAGUUCGAGCGCUGUCGCCUGCUGUACGAGAAGUUCCUCGAGUUUGGCCCAGAGAACUGCGUCACUUGGAUGAAGUUCGCGGAGCUGGAGAACCUUCUGGGCGACACGGAGCGUGCGCGGGCCAUCUUCGAGCUGGCCGUCCAUCAGCCGCGUCUCGACAUGCCGGAACUGCUGUGGAAGGCCUACAUUGACUUUGAGGUGGCCCUCGGCGAAACGGAGCUGGCGCGGCAGCUGUACGAGCGUCUGCUGGAGCGCACGCAGCACGUCAAGGUGUGGAUGUCGUUUGCCAAGUUCGAGAUGGGCCUCAACCACGGGGACAACGGGCCCGAUGCCGGGCUCAAUGUGCGCCUGGCACGUCGCGUCUACGAGCGCGCCAACGAUAUGCUCCGCCAGCUGGGCGACAAGGAGUCGCGCGUCCUGCUGCUGGAGGCCUGGCGCGACUUUGAGCGGGAUGCCAACGAUGGCCAGUGCCUGCAGAAGGUGCUCGAAAAGAUGCCGCGGCGCAUCAAGAAGCGACAGAAGAUCGUCUCCGACGAUGGCGUCGAGGAGGGCUGGGAGGAGGUCUUCGACUACAUCUUCCCCGAGGAUGAGAUGGCGCGACCCAAUCUCAAGCUGCUGGCCGCUGCCAAGAUGUGGAAAAAGCAAAAGGAUGUGCCCGACGAGGAUCCAGUGCCUGCCCCUGCCGACGUCACGCAGGAGGAUAACUGAUCAUUUGUUUUUCCUAGCCCUUAAUUCCACUUUGCAUAUUAAAGAUCCAUUCAAAUGAA
This is a messenger RNA of Drosophila guanche, 2236 nucleotides long. RefSeq names its product protein crooked neck (gene crn). The transcript has 2 exons. Gene Ontology annotation, cellular component: post-mRNA release spliceosomal complex; Prp19 complex; U2-type catalytic step 2 spliceosome. Gene Ontology annotation, biological process: mRNA splicing, via spliceosome; spliceosomal complex assembly. NCBI's taxonomy places the organism in Eukaryota, Metazoa, Arthropoda, Insecta, Diptera, Drosophilidae. Gene Ontology annotation, molecular function: protein binding. The coding region runs from base 108 to 2177 and encodes 689 amino acids. The record is from RefSeq and is a predicted model, not a curated record.